Molecule: messenger RNA, 1596 nt
Organism: Rangifer tarandus platyrhynchus (Svalbard reindeer)
Lineage: Eukaryota; Metazoa; Chordata; Mammalia; Artiodactyla; Cervidae
Source: the annotation of a GenBank genome assembly
AUGAUUCUUCUUAAACCAAAUCCAAUUAAUCAUCACUUAGUAGUAUUCUUUUUCAUUUCAAAAACCUUCAUUGAGCCUCUGUCGACCGACACCCAAAGAGACCAGUCCCACCGCAUGUACCUGGGGAAACUUCCAGGCCCCAGGCACCGUCCCACCCAGAAGUCUCACGGCAGAGCUGAUCUGGGACUUACCUCCGCAGCCAGGACGCUGGGUGCCUCACAGGGCGCAGCCUGCAGCCAUCCAGGGCUGGGCUUUGUGUGGUUGGAAGGAUGGCGCGAGGGUCUGGAAGGAUCCGCCUCGGGCCCCUCUGACCAUUUACAUGUCAAUAGUCAAACCAAAGCUCCCCCGACCCGGCCCCUCAGCACUCAGACCCUGGGUUUGGUCCUUCUCUCUCUCCAUGGAGCCUGGAAGCCGCUGGCUUGCCAGCAGGCAUCUGGCAAACUCGUCCUGAGGGAUUUGUCACCCUCUUCAAGAGUCCUGAGCCUAGGCGGGCGCUCUGCCAGCAGCGCCAGCUGCAAGGCCGGGAACAACGUGGAGGGGCCAGAAGCGGAGGAGAGAGUCCCACCGGCGUGGAGUCAGAACGCCCGGGGAGAAGCAGGGACCGCGCUGCGGGGCGGAGGGGAGGAAGCCUCCGCCUGGUGCUGGCAGCGGGGCACACUCGCUGAGGUCUGGGACUUAGAACCGCGUGGUCCCGGAGUGGACACAGACACAAACUGGGGGACACCGCAAGACCACACACGGGUGUAUCCGGUCAGCAGCGCCGCGUUCGCUCUGGCUCGUGACGACCUCUGUCCCACCAUGUCAGCACUAAAACGGGGCUCCCCGGGGCAGAACAGCCCCCACGGGCCGGCCCUGCGCCCCUCUGCGGUCCUUGAAGGGGUGAGGGAAGGGACCAGGCUGCAGGCGGGUCCCAGCCAAGUCCGGUCACUCCGAAGCCGGCCGCAGGCCCGGGGACGGCGGGGGCCGCUGGCGACCAGAGGAGACUGUCCGUUGACGCCCCAAGACUGCCGGGUCUCCGCGCCCGGAACACCUGGGGACCCCUGUUCCCCUCACACACACACUCCGACCACCACCACCACUUUCUACAAACUCUUUCAGCUCACUGGCGCAAGAGGAAGGGGGCGUGCAAAGGCGAGAAAGUUCUCUGCCCCCUCCCCCAAGCUCUCGGUUCUAGGGAAGCAACUGAAGGAAAGCGACAAGGGAGGUACCCGGGGGAGGACCCCCCCCCCCCCCGGCUCCGGCGACGGCUUCCCCGGAGGCCGCAGGAAAGGCGGCAUCGCGCUGGGUCUGGGAGUCUUCCCCAAACAGACCGCGAUCCGGGGGAGCCCCCACCCGCGACAUCGUCCUCCCCGGAUCAGAGCCCUCCCCCCCGCCCCGCGCCGGGAGGAGGGGCGCCGGCCCUCGGAGAAGGAGAGGUCUGGGAAGGACCCGGCGAGGUCACCCAGUACCUUUCUCUCCGCGCCGCAGGGUCUGGUGCUGGCCACAGGCGGGGAGGCGACGGGACUCGGGAACAUCAAUCAGAAUGAAUCCAAACAGUCCUACGCACACCAGGGAAGAGGCCUCUCCGUCAUGGACCUCGCCAGUAAGCUAGCCUAG